Stegastes partitus (bicolor damselfish) is the source of this 4991-nucleotide messenger RNA. It is a transcript of the gene mapk3, whose product is annotated as mitogen-activated protein kinase 3. The coding region runs from base 130 to 1308 and encodes 392 amino acids. Gene Ontology annotation, biological process: protein phosphorylation. NCBI's taxonomy places the organism in Eukaryota, Metazoa, Chordata, Actinopteri, Pomacentridae. The transcript has 9 exons. The record is from RefSeq and is a predicted model, not a curated record. Gene Ontology annotation, molecular function: ATP binding; MAP kinase activity.
GCCCCGUCGAGUCUCUUCGCUCCGUCGAUCCAACAAUCCGCUCGGUUAACGCCGUGAAACAGUGCUGAGAGCGGCGGCGGUCCCUCGGUGAAACACUUUGACAGAGCCGGAGCGGUUUGGAGAGGAAGAAUGGCGGAUUCGAGCAGCACCGCAGCGGUCGGGGCCGCAGGCUCCAACAGCGCUGCUGCUGCUGGGGCGGCUGGCACUGUUGCGCAUGAAGGAGCGCCCGGAGCUGCGGGACCGAAGCCCGGGUCCGAGUCCGUGAAGGGCCAAAUUUUUGAUGUGGGCCCCCGCUACACGAACCUGUCUUACAUCGGGGAGGGGGCGUACGGAAUGGUGUGCUCCGCUCUGGACAACAUGACAAACCAGCGCGUAGCCAUCAAGAAAAUCAGCCCAUUUGAGCACCAGACGUACUGCCAGCGCACACUGAGGGAAAUCAAGAUCCUGCUGCGUUUCCACCAUGAGAAUAUCAUCGGCAUCAACGACAUUCUCAGGGCACGGCACAUUGACAACAUGAGAGAUGUCUACAUCGUGCAGACCCUGAUGGAGACGGACCUGUACAAGCUGCUGAAGAGCCAGAGGCUAAGCAAUGACCACGUCUGCUACUUCCUCUACCAGAUCCUGCGAGGCCUCAAGUACAUUCACUCUGCCAACGUGUUGCACCGUGACCUCAAGCCCUCCAACCUGCUCAUCAACACCACCUGCGACCUCAAGAUCUGUGACUUUGGCCUUGCACGGAUAGCCGACCCCGAGCACGACCACACAGGCUUCUUGACCGAGUACGUGGCUACACGUUGGUACAGGGCUCCAGAAAUCAUGCUCAACUCAAAGGGCUACUCUAAGUCCAUUGACAUCUGGUCAGUGGGCUGUAUCCUGGCUGAGAUGUUGUCCAACAAGCCUAUCUUCCCUGGGAAACACUACUUGGACCAGCUCAACCACAUACUGGGCAUUCUUGGCUCUCCAUCUCAAGAAGAUCUGAACUGCAUCAUCAACAUGAAGGCAAGGAACUACUUGCAGUCUCUGCCCGACAAACCCAGGGUCCCAUGGGAAAAGCUUUUCUACAAGGCAGACUCAAAAGCCCUGGAUCUGCUGGGCCGCAUGCUGACCUUUAACCCCAUCAAGCGCAUCAGCGUUGAGGAGGCCCUGGCUCAUCCUUACCUGGAGCAGUACUAUGAUCCCACAGAUGAGCCUGUAGCAGAGGAGCCCUUCACUUUCUCCAUGGAACUGGACGACCUUCCCAAGGAGAGGCUGAAGGAACUGAUCUUCGAGGAAACGGCUCGUUUCCAGGAAACCUACCAGGGCUCCUGAGACACAGUCCUAAGGAGUGACAAAAGCCACACGGAGGCUUGGAACAAGAAGACCCCAAACGACAAGCUAAAACAAAAAGAAAAAUGCAUCUUCAAGAAACCAACAAAAAGAGAAAACAAGAAAUAUGAACAUUUAACUGCUUAUCUUUCCAUUUCUACUGCAAGAGAGAGCUAAGUUUAAAUUUGAUUUCUGUGGUUGGGUGGGGUGGUCGGGUCUGUCGUACUGUUUCAGUUUCGUCCAUGUUGGACUCCUCCCUCCUCUCGCCUCAUGUUUGGUUUCUCGUGUUUGUUUUUUUUCGUCCCAUCUGCAGUAACUCACUGCCCCUCUCCUCAUCAAACCUUCAUUCAUGUCGCUGAUCUGUCUGAGCUCUCCUGUCUCUCCUCUCUAAGUAGCCUCCUCUCAUAUAUACACAUACUACUGUAUUAACCAACACCAUAACUUUCUUGUCUUGAUCCAUGUAAAUCUCAACCUGGAAAAAAUUGAGGGCUAAAAGCACGGGGAUGCUAAUCGGGUUUGUGUAUAUACAUACAAAAAAAUAUAGAAGCGUUUUUUCUUUCUUUUCUUUUUUAAUGUGCUUGUCGCGGUUUUCGUUUGUACACCAUUGUUUCAGUGUUUUCGGUUCUACUCGGAGUCGUAUUUGUAUGUUUUGGGGUUUAUAUUUGCGAGUCAUUUUUCAACACUUUCUUUUUGAGACAGACUUUCAGUGUUUUUACUGGCAUGUCGGCAGGAGUUCUUUGUUGUCGCUCUUUUCUUUUUUCUAAAAAACAAAAAAAAGUGUAUGAUGUUCAUAUGAAUGCAUGCAUUCCUGAAAUUUACCAAAGUGGCAGAGAGAUGCAAGGAACCUGGCUGGCGAGCGACAUAGGAAUAUUUGUUUUUGAACACAUUUCUUGACCUACACCUUGGACCAAGAGCAGAAAAACUGUACUCUCCGUUUAUUUUUGGAAGGUCUUUUAUAUCCAGGAGGUGCUGCGUGAAUUGAACUAAUUGGAUAGAAACAAAAACUAUUAAAUCAUUUCCAUAAGUUGCAUGCUUGAUGAGAUCUUGUGGCUUUGAUGCCAAAGCCCCAUUUUCCAGAAUCUUCACGUCAAAUCAGUUUGUUUUAUCUUCUUCUCACUGCGGUGCUGCCCAGCUGCACCCACAUUAUCGCCACACCGUGAGAAUCACACUUGAAACAUCUGAAAUUGAACGCCCAACCUCCGUCAGUGUAGGUUUAAAAUGUUUAUUUGUACAAACACGGAAACUGAUGUGGAAAUGCUACCAAAUCCGAGUGUAACAUUACUGUAUCACCUACAUUCAGCCGUCGUUCUGUAUUGAAUUACAUUCCUGUAACAAAUCCAAAGCGGCAGACUGGUGAAGCUCUCUGUGCAAAGUUUGCUUAGAACCAUUUUUAGCCAACACUCAUUCUGGAAAAUGGGGUUUGUUUGACAACCUUUCACAUCCCACAUUUUUUUUUUUUUUUUCUGUCUGCUGCAGUUUGACUCAGGACAGCUGUUGUGUAGAGUCAAACGCAGCCAGAGGCCUCAGCUGGCCCUGAACAGAUUAAUGCAAACUCCAACAGGUAUUUUUAGAUUAUGAUCAGUUCGGCUUAUAGCGCAGAGAAAAACAAAUUACAUCCUAGUAAGUCGUCCCUGGACCGAUUUCAUCAGAAUGGAAUGCACUUCCAUCAUCAACACUUGAUUUUCCUGCUGUGACAUGCCAGUGUGUCAGCUGUGAAAAAGAUCUGAUGAUGUGAGUGCUGAUUGUUUAGUCGCAAACUUUUACAAGAGCAGCGCCUGGUGUACGGCCCCCUUAGAAAACUGUGUUUAGCCUGAUUAAUCAACUACAAAAUCCCAGGAAUGUACAGUUUCACCUGCUCCGUGCACAGUCGAGCGACCGUCAUCAGUCCGUGGUUGCACUGUGCACACCUCAGUUCGCCCCCCUCUGCCUGUUUUCUGUCCCUUUUGCCUGUUUGUGUUUUCCCGGCUUCCUGUUAACAUACCAAGUGUUUUAUUUCUCAGAGAUGGCGUGUGCAUGUCCUCUUAUCUCUGUCUGUUCAUUAUCCCCCUUCAGCUGUGUCUUUGUUCUGGAUGUGACUGUACUAACUGCUGCUUGGUUGGAGCUCCACUCGUGGGUCCAGUUCAGUCUGCACUAAUUAUUAUUUUUUUGCCUGUUGUACUGAAAAAGGCUCACCAAAAAAUAUAUAUAUAUACGGACCAACACAUGCACUGGAUCGAUGCUAAUAGACGCAGAUCCGGAGCGCUCACUGGCCUCGCAGAUUUGUUGUACGUCUCGAGCUCGAGUUGUUCUCUCAGAAGCCAUAGCCAGCACUCUGGGAUCGAUGUGAGGCUUUUUGGUGCAUGCGGCGAUGUUCAUCUUUUUCGUUCAACCUCCCGACUCUCACCACGCUUUACUCAAAAGGGCUGCCUCCUCCUCUUCCUCCUCCUCCUCCUCCUCUUCUUCCCUCCCCCGUCCUCCCACCUUGUCCUGCUUGUCCACAGCAGGACUGGCGAACACCUCCCGCUGACUUUGCUGCCGCUUUCCCUCCUCAGAAAACCUCACCUGUCCCCACCUGGAUCAUGAACACAAGCAGGAAACUUGCUCCAAUCACAUGACUCAAUCAGCACGUCUGCACUUUGUCUUUCCAGCCACGCGCCCUCCCCCUCCUCCCCCAACCCCUCUCUCAUGUGAUUAGUUGUUUUGGUUGGUCUUUCACCUCCCCUGCCUCGUAUCCUGCUUGUUGAGCUUUAAGUUUAUACGUGCUGCGUGUGUUAAGACUCAUGGACGGUCUGCAGUAAUUUAUGUCUGUGUACAAGUGUUUGUGUAUCUGCUCAUCGGUAACGUAAAGCCAAGACUCUUCUCGUCCUGUCUGUGUGUUUGUUUUGGAAGUGAACACUGUUUCCUCGCAGCUUGGGCCCUCUCCCUGCAGUUACCUGUGCUUUUGCAUCUCAGAGAUGAUUUUUUUUCUUCUCUUAGACCAACACAAAAACAGUCACACGGAUAUUUUCAUACGUACACUCGGUCACCAGUUAACCAGGCCCUGCUAGCUUCUUCUUUUUUUUUUUUUUUUCUAAACCUGCCACCAGACCAAACAUCUUACUGGGUAACCAUGGGAACGAACCAAGAGGACCACCAAUCCUCCUGACACACUCGCACACGCUUCCCCUCUGUCUUUUUGAGGGGCAUUUGUGUGUUUGUGAAAAGUUGCACUUAAACACACCAUCUACAUUCACACAGUAUCGACCAGUCUAAAGGCCUGUCCGUCAUGAGGCCUGUUUCCAGAUAUUGUUGUUUUUAAAUGGCUGUUCUUAUUAUUGCUAUCGUUGAUAUAUUGGUGAGAUGUUGUAUUUUCUUUCUUUCUUUGUUUUUUUCUUUUUACAUUAAAAAAAGGGAGUUAAAGUUGUAUCAUUUUUUAAAUUAGUAUGUUUUUAUUUGUAUUUUUCUUCCUUAUUUCUCUUAUGGGCGUGAUUAUUAUUGGCAGUGUUUUCAAUCUUUCUGAAACCUCUAUUUUUUUUUUUCUUUGAUUUCCCCUACAAGAUCUUAUGAGGAAUUAUUUUAAAAAAAGAUAUAAGUAGAUUGUCAAAGAGAUAUGAGUUAUUGAGGGUUAUAGUCUGUAUAUUCUAUGGGUAUUAUGAAUUAAACGAUUAACAAAAACAGAAUUAUAUACAUAUAAUUAAAUAAAAUUUCCUGAUACUGUUAAAACUCUU